Messenger RNA from Danaus plexippus (monarch butterfly), 4091 nucleotides. RefSeq names its product DNA replication ATP-dependent helicase/nuclease DNA2 (gene Dna2). Gene Ontology annotation, molecular function: 5'-flap endonuclease activity; helicase activity. The transcript is spliced from 23 exons. Bases 92 to 3664 code for a protein of 1190 amino acids. Gene Ontology annotation, biological process: replication fork reversal. Gene Ontology annotation, cellular component: cytoplasm. NCBI's taxonomy places the organism in Eukaryota, Metazoa, Arthropoda, Insecta, Lepidoptera, Nymphalidae. The record is from RefSeq and is a predicted model, not a curated record.
GGGAAUAACACGAAAGUUGAUAACAAAUAUUAUAAGAAAUCGAUACUUACAUGUUAAUAAUAUAACACAGAAAAUAAAUAUAAUUAAUAAUAUGCAAGAAAGUUCGAGUUCCAAAAAGAAAUCAGCUCCAAAUAAGCAGCAGACAAUCCUAAAUUUCUUUGGAAAUGCCUCAGACCUUAAUAAAACACGUAAUCAAGAAGCCUGUUCAGAAGGAAAAUCUAAGACACUUAAAAGAAAAGCCCAUUCACCCUCAAAAAUUCACUUAGACUCAAUUUCACAUAAAGUAACAGGGAAAUUUAGUUCCGAUAAUAAUACUACUAAAAAGUUAAGGAUGGAUACAAAUACCUUAAACGAUUUGAAAGGCAAACAUAUAGAACAUGAUGCUAUAAAAGUGAAGUCGCCUAAGAAGAAAAAUAUUUUAAGCUGCAAAAGUGGCUUAAGUUUAAACAAGGAAAGUAAUGUUGAAAAUAUAUCAAAACAUUAUGAGCUUGAAUCAAUGAAUCAAAAGGAAAAUAUAUGUAAUAGAAAAAUUGAAAUAACUUGUAGUUCAACUGAUUUGUCGAAUGACCCAAAUAUAUCACAAAAUGAUAUCAACUCACAACCAUCACACGAUGGUUCCAGCUCCAAUGAACAGAGGAUUAGUCGUGCUGAAAUCGAUGAUAUAUUCAUAGACGACUUUGAUUUAGAGGAUAUCAAAGAUGAUUUGGAUUUGACGACCAUGCAGAGGUGUAAGAUACUUGAUAUCAUAAAACAUCCACAGUCAUUUGAAAUCAUAUUGAAAAAUAAUAUAAAUAAUAGAGGAACUGUUUUCAUAGAGGGAAAUUGGUUGAACACAUACCUUCAAACCGGGGAUAUAGUUAGCAUUCUGGCAUCUCGAGACUCGUCUGGUCGGUUUAGAAUAAAUAAUACGCAAGGUCUCCUUGUGUUGAGGCCAGACCAUUUAAUAUCUUCAACCAGUGUCGUCUCUGGUGUGUUCUGUAGACGGAAAGCUGUGUUACAAGAAAGAUGGAAGGGAAUUGAUUCUGCAUCAGUUACUAUGACAAUUGGUACAUUGGUUCACGAAAUGGUACAGAGAGCUUUAACUCAGAAAAUUUCAAAUGUGCCACAAAUUAAAGUUUUAUGUGAAAAUAUAAUUAAGGAAUCCAUUGAGAUGUUGUUUGAUGCUGGGAUAACGGAGGCAGAUGUGAGAACAAACAUGCAGGUGUAUUUAGAACCGCUGGCGGAAUUUAUGCAGAUGUAUGUGGUUAAUGAUAAAAUGAUUGACUCAAAGAAAUAUCAGUGGAAAGGUAAAGUAGAGAAAGUUUUAGACAUAGAAGAGAAUGUUUGCUGUCCUCAGAUGGGUUUGAAAGGCAAAAUUGAUGCAACACUCGAAGUCACGAUUCACAAUAGAAAAGACAAAACCACAACAGUACCAUUGGAGUUAAAGAGCGGUCGAGCAAGUGUUUCCGCAGAGCAUACAGGACAGCUAGUAUUAUAUGGUAUGAUGAUGAGUGUCCUCGAAGGGAAGGAUCCGGCCAGGGGGGACCAGAGGGGCCUGUUGUUGUAUCUAAAGGACAAGAUAAACAUCACUGAAGUUAAUUGUGAUUAUCCGGAGAGACGAGACCUGGUGAUGCUUCGUAAUGAGCUCGUCCAACAUCUAGCAGCAGGACCGAAUGAUACGUCUCAAGACGAGUUAACGGAUAUCGAAGAUUUGGGGAAGUACCACCAAAGUUUGCCAGAACCGGUGAAUCAUCACUCUGCCUGCUCUAAAUGUGCAUAUCUCACUCUGUGUUCAUUACAUUUGUGGCAUACAAAUGGACCUACAGUACCAAGUGGCCACCCUUUAAGCAAACUCAAAAGUACAGCCCUGGGACACCUUUCCUCUGAACAUAUACAGUACUUCCUUAAAUGGGCGAGCUUACUUCGUGUAGAGGAGAAAAUGCAGCUGAUGACGUCACCAAUACACGCCCUGUGGACUGAUAGCACUGAUAUUCGAUCUAAACGUGGAAGUUGUGCUCCGAAUUUAACUCUGAGUCGUGUUUCAAGUUCCAACGGCAGAUACUUACAUGUCUUCAUUAGAAACGGAACAAAAACAGAGACGCUCAGUGGUACGCAGUAUAUUAAAGGACCACAAGCAGGUGAUUUUUCUAUAGUGAGCAUAGAUAAUAGACCCUGGGUUGCAGCCGGAGCGGUUACAUUAAGCGACUCCAAAGAAUUGCAAAUAUUAUUGGACAGAGACCUAUCACUUCGUCUGUCAAGGAACACUAAAUACCACAUCGACAUCUACGAAAGUUACGCUACGACUGUACAAAACCUAACUAACCUCGGUCUGCUUAUGGAAGACACCCACCAAGCUUCGAAAUUAAGAAAAUUAAUAAUAGAUAAAGAAAGUCCAACGUUCACACAGAAGCUGCCGCCCCGUGUACACAAGCUGAGUAAGGAGUUACUCGUCACACUGAACGAGGAACAACAGGCAGCAGUACUAAGAGUGUUGGAGUGCGAUGAUUAUGUUCUUUUGCAGGGGUUACCUGGCACUGGGAAGACUCAAACUCUGUGUGCGCUGAUUCAACUGCUGUGUUCAUUGGGUAUGCGUGUGUUGGUCACCGCUCACACACAUUCAGCCGUCGAUACACUGCUUAGCAGACUACCUUCAUCUCUAAAAGUACUGCGUGUUGGUACUUCGUCGCGAGUAUCAGUGUCUGCGGCGGUCAAAGAGUGCACCACAGUGGAACAGUUGACCAACCUUUAUAACUCAGUGCAAGUGGUAGGAGUCACAUGUCUCGGAGCGUCUCACGCGUUGCUGUCGAAGAAUACAUUCGACUUUUGUAUUGUGGAUGAAGCGACACAAGUAUUACAAAGCACAGUCCUCCGUCCGUUGUUUGCUGCGAAUAAAUUCGUGUUAGUUGGAGAUCCCGAACAACUACCGCCAGUCGUCAGGAGUAGAGAUGCUAAGUUUCUAGGAAUGGAGGUGAGCUUAUUCCAUAGCCUGAUGAAGGAUAGAACGACGUGUACUCUAAGCCUCCAAUACAGAAUGAACCAACCUUUAGCAGAUCUCGCCAAUAAAAUUGCGUACAGCAAUAGACUUAAAUGUGCCAAUGAAACUGUAGCAAAGGCAGCACUUAAUAUAAAUAAAAUGAAACUGUCAGAAAGCUCUUCGGAUCAAUGGAUUACGACUGUGUGCAGUCCGGAACCCGAAGAUGCGGCCGUUUUCCUUAAUACAAAGAUGGAAUUAUCUGAAGACGCUUCUAAGACUUUGAACAAUAAAGACGAAGCUGUGGUUGUGCUAGCUGUGAUUAAAAUUUUAAAACAGGCGGGUAUAUCAGCGUCAGAUAUAGGGGUGAUAGCUCCGUACCGUGAUCAAGUCACUUUGCUGAAACGCGUCCUGGACGGUACACAAGUCGAAGCCAGUACUGUAGAUCAGUUCCAAGGCAGAGAUAAAAGUGUCAUAAUAUACUCUUGUACAAGAAAAGAUGAUAAUUUAAGAAAAGUCAAGGAAAACGAAGUCCUGAACGACAAACGUCGUCUGGCGGUUAGCGUGACGCGUGCGAAACACAAGUUUAUUGUGAUCGGUAACAUUCGCGCAUUGAAAAGAUACACUACGAUAAUGAAACUAGAAGAGGCUUGUAAGACUGUUGAUUUGGAUGAAGAGGUUGUUACAAACCUGAAUAAUAAAUAUGGGUUCUGAAUGUCAUGGUUACAUUGUUAUAAUUAUUAUAAGAAAUGGCAAAAUUAUUUUGUGUUUGUGUAAAAUCAGAUAUCAUGUUCGUUUGAAAUUACCAAAAAAAAUUAUCAUGUGAUUUUAUUUUAUUAUAGGUUUAUUAUUAUUAUUAUUUUAUAAUUAAAUUUAGGUAACGCGGAAUAUAUAUGUUUUUUAUGUUUAUAGCUCUAAUGUUAAUGAAAAGUUGUUCCUACGUAAAUACUGAAUUCGCUUUUACGUCGUUAGGUACAAAUAUGUUAGAAUACAAUAUAUGCGUAAGUUUAGUUGUGGAUGAGGUAUAGAAUAUGUGGAUUUCAAUGAAAAAGAACGAAAGUUUAUUUUUAAAACUGUACAUAUGUCUAUGAAUUAUAAAUCUCUUGAGUUCUGUAAACGAAACAUUUUUUUACAACGAAUA